Penicillium riverlandense is the source of this 1521-nucleotide messenger RNA. RefSeq lists its product as uncharacterized. The coding region runs from base 1 to 1521 and encodes 506 amino acids. The record is from RefSeq and is a predicted model, not a curated record. The transcript is spliced from 6 exons. Lineage: Eukaryota; Fungi; Ascomycota; Eurotiomycetes; Eurotiales; Aspergillaceae.
AUGAAAGGACUCAGGCAGGAGGUGCACGACGUUGAGGCGCGCCUCUCGGCCCCGCACAAUAGGUCCUUCUCCCUUGCGCGCCUUGCAAGCAUCGCUGCGACCGGGGGUUUGCUGCUCGCAGGCUAUCACUACAGCUUUCUGGGAAAUAAGGAUUUCGGAGAACUGCCUCCCGCACCGCACCGCUCGGCUGUGGCCAGUUUUCAGAAAUGUGCAAUCGACAAUCUACUCAAUACAGGUCUUCCUUUCCUUGAAAAUGCAUCUCCCAUCUCUCUCCCGGACUUUGAAGAUCGACGUGACCGCCUGGCCAAUGCGCUGGUAGCCGAGGGAGUUGAUGCCUUUGUGGUCGAGCCGGGCUAUACUUUCAAAUACUAUGGCAAUGUGAGCCAGCCCGAGUGGGAAGUGUGGGAGCCCGAAGAACGGCCUUUCUUGAUGAUUGUGCGCCCUCAGCAGGAUGAAGAGUCGGGCAAGAUCACGGCCAACACGACCUUUUUAUGCCCGUCCUUCGAGGCAGAGCGGGCACGACUUCUAGGAAUGCCUUUUGCCAAUUCCAUCCAGAUUGUCCCAUGGGAGGAACAUUGGAACCCGUACACUACGCUACAGCAAUCAGGCGUGUUUGGAGAUUUGCAUCGAGUCCCGCGAUUGAUGGUCGAUGAAGAAAUGCGUGAUUUCAUCCAGCGCGGCCUGGCUACCGCCGGAUUUGACGUCGUUGGACUGCAAGGUCGCGUCGAACAAGUGCGACAGAGCAAGUCUGAUAAGGAAGUUGAAAUUCUUCGCGCCGUCAACACGGGAACCGUUGAAGCAGUGCGGCAAGUAAGGAAAUGUGAGUUAGUCACCCGUCCCUACAAGUGGAAGCAGCUGUUCAUAUUCGUCACAGGCUUGUAUCCAGGCUUGACGGAGACCAAUAUUGCCGAAGCCCUCGACAAUGCCCUGCGGGCUGCGGGUAUGGAACCCUUCUUCGAUAUAGUUCUUUUUGAUGAAAACGCAUCUAAUCCCCACGGUGGCACCAAUGGUUCCAAAGUGCUGGAACCAGAGACAUUUGUACUUAUUGAUGUCGGGGCACACCUCUAUGGCUACUCGUCCGAUAUUUGCCGCACAUUCUUCCCUCCAUUCCUGGAAAAACCGGCCCAGGGGGAGAAGCUGUCUCCUCGGAUGGAGGAGAAGCUCAAGGUGUGGGAUGUCGUGUUUGAGGCUCAAACACGAUCGAUUAACCAAAUGCGAGAAAACUACACUGCGGCCAGUGUCGAUAUUGCUGCUCGAGAGGUUAUCAACAAUGCUGGUUAUGAGGGAACCUUCACACAUCGUGUCGGCCAUGGCAUCGGGAUUAAAGCACAUGAGAGUCCCUAUUUGCACAAAGGGAACGUGGAAACCCUACUCAAAACAGGUAUGACUUUCACAUCGGAACCUGGCGUGUACUUGGUCGACAAAUUUGGAGUCCGACAUGAAGACAUACUUCUCGUCCAAGGAGAUGGCGAGCCCGAGUUACUGACAGGGCAGCGAGCUGUUGGACCUUGGGAACCAUAG